Messenger RNA from Penicillium angulare, 657 nucleotides. Its product is annotated as cupin domain-containing protein. Lineage: Eukaryota; Fungi; Ascomycota; Eurotiomycetes; Eurotiales; Aspergillaceae. Bases 1 to 657 code for a protein of 218 amino acids. The record is from RefSeq and is a predicted model, not a curated record. The transcript has a single exon.
AUGACAAAAGUAAACAAAUACUUCCUGCCACCAACGGCACUGAUUCCCAACUCCCCUCGGCCACUCCUUCAUUAUCCAGGCUACUUCAAAACCAAAGAUAACGGAAGCGCACGAGAUGCACACGUAACAUUUCUUCAAAAUGGCUGGGAAACACAAUGGGUCUUCCGAUACGGCCAGACGCAGCGUUCACACUAUCAUUCCGGCGUACAUGAAUGCAUGGCCGUGCUUUCAGGCACCGCCACUAUCCGGUUCGGUGUCGCAGAUACCUCAGAGGACAUGGAUGAGAAUACGCUUGGGGAUAAGAAGGAACAAGGUGGAAUUGAGCUGGAGGCAAAGGCUGGUGAUGUCUUUGUACUACCCGCCGGUACGGCACAUAAGACAUACAACACCCAGCCGUCUGCCUCGUUCACCCUUUUAACGCCCGGCGAUGGACAUCAUAUUGCUGGGGGUGAUGUGGUAAAAGCGUUAGAGGAGACGGAUAAUAGACUCUCCGGGUUUACCAUGAUUGGGGCGUACCCGAUAGAAAACGCAGGUUGGAACUCUCAGAGGGGAGGGGAGGAUACGGGCGCAUAUGAACGAGUUUGGAACGUUCCGAAGCCCAGCGCUGAUCCAGUUCUGGGAAACUCGUCAGAGGGACUGCAAGGGUUGUGGGAUUAG